Messenger RNA from Paraphaeosphaeria sporulosa, 2410 nucleotides. RefSeq lists its product as uncharacterized. The transcript has a single exon. The record is from RefSeq and is a predicted model, not a curated record. Gene Ontology annotation, cellular component: membrane. Lineage: Eukaryota; Fungi; Ascomycota; Dothideomycetes; Pleosporales; Didymosphaeriaceae. The coding region runs from base 145 to 2349 and encodes 734 amino acids.
UAGCAUUUGCGCGAGGAAUCGUGCGCGUUAUUUCCAUCUGCUCGAUUCUUAUGCUGACUGUUGCGCGCAGCAGAUAUCCUACGUCGUAAUCGAAGCCACUCUCCCUCCCUCAUACCCCUUUGAACCGCAUUCGCAACCGCCACAAUGGCCGCCCAAGUACAGCCACACACAGAUCCUAGCGGUGCGGAAGGCAUUGGGCCUGGUCCGCAGCUUGUUAGCACCGCGCCUGGCCUGGAGGUCUUGGUGGGCCCGCUCCUCAACUACAGGCGCAUGAGCAAUGAGCUUGGAACGUCUACCUGGCAUGGCAGCGUGCUCGUAGUGACGAGACCCGGACAAGAGACUCCCGAGUUGACGCUGGCUCCUGUGGGCGCCGUGGAUGGAUCCAUUGAGAAGGCAUCCUUCACCGUGGGUGCCAACCGCUUCUCCGCCGACAAGCUCUACGAAGACAUCGACAAGGCAUUUUGGCGCUUUUUGAUUCAUCUGCCCUUCCAGGAAUUCGAGUCGCGCUGGCAAUAUAGCAUCAACGGCCUCACCUACGUAGAUGAGUCCAAGACGGAGAAGCCACAGGUCUUCGUUGUGCCUUCGACCUCGCAGUCGAUGCGCAUCCUGUUUCAUUCGUGCAAUGGCUUCAGCGUUGGAACCGACGUCGACGCUUGGUCUGGCCCUGCGCUGUGGAACGAUGUGCUGCGCAUGCAUGCUCAAAAGCCGUUCCACGUUAUGUUGGGCGGAGGAGAUCAGAUCUACAACGACGGGGUGCGCGUGGACGGACCCUUGAAGCCCUGGACUGCCAUCUCAAACCCGCACAAGAGACGCGAAUUCCCCUUUGGCGAGAAGAUGCGCGCCGAUUGCGAUGAAUACUAUUUCAACAACUAUGUGCGAUGGUACGGCCAUGCGCCCUUCUCCACGGCCAACGGUCAAAUUCCGCAGGUCAACAUCUGGGAUGACCAUGACAUUAUCGACGGCUUCGGCUCAUAUACGGAUCGUUUCAUGCGUUGCGCCGUUUUCAGGGGAAUUGGUGGUGUAGCGCACAAGUACUAUCUGUUAUUCCAGCAACACAUGGCACCGCCGAAGAGCACAUACACCACGGAUGCGCCCCAGACGACGAGUGCCGGACCAGAAGGCACCGAUGUCGACCCUGAACAACUCAAGAAGACGUUUGUGAUGACCAACGACGUUCAGGAUCCGUCCUACAUUGUAGGUCAGAAGCCAGGCCCGUAUGUUGAGGAAAGGAGUCGCAGCAUAUAUGCACAGCUGGGCGCUCGCAUUGCGUUCUGUGGUAUUGACGCACGUACUGAACGUACUCGGCAUCAAAUCAACUACCCGGAAACAUAUCGCAUGAUCUUCGACCGCCUGAACAAGGAAUUUUCGGCGAAUAAGGAGUUGAAGCACCUUGUCCUACUACUCGGAGUGCCCAUCGCGUAUCCGCGUCUUCAGUGGCUCGAAAACAUUCUUUCGUCCCCCAUUAUCGGCCCAAUCAAGUUUUUGAACAAGCGAUUCGGCUUUGCAGGUGGUUUGUUCAACCAGUUCGAUGGCAGUGUCGAUCUGCUCGACGAUUUGGACGACCACUACACCGCUCAUCAACACAAGCACGAGCGCCGCGAACUCAUCCACAUGCUCCAGACCUUCUCCAAGGAGCACUCCGUCCGCGUAACCAUCCUCGGUGGUGACGUCCAUCUCGCAGCCGUCGGCCGCUUCUACUCCAAUCCCAAGCUCGGCGUCCCAGCUGAGCAGGAUUUCCGCUACAUGCCCAACGUGGUCUCCUCUGCCAUCACCAACAAGCCCCCGCCCCAGGCGGUCGCGAAUUUGCUCGCUAAGCGAAACAAGAUCCACCACCUAGACCACGACACGGACGAGACGCUCCUUGAGAUCUUCGACCGCGACCCGCGGCCCGCCGACAAGGCCAACGGUGUAGUAGCCAACGGUCACGCAAACGGCGAGACCAAUGGCAACAUCGACGUUAAGAAGAAGACAGCCGACACCAACCACGCGACCAUGCCUUCGCGCAAUUACGCCAUCAUCUGCGAGUCCAAUCCCUCCGCCACGGGCACGUCUUCGGCCGCCGCGCCGCAGCCCCACGCCGUGCCUUCGUCCGCGACGAACGGCGACGCGCCGCAGCAGACGUCCGCGCCUGUCGACAAGAAGGCCAACACGCGCAAGCCGAUGCACGUCGGCGAGCAAGGCGCUGGCACCGAGCAUCCCGCCGCCAACGGUCUCACCGCCACAGGACUUUGCGGACGCUACGGACUGGAUGUGUCGCUGCGCGUGGAGAUCAGCCCGAGCGAUCGCGAGGGGCACACCGAUGGAUAUGGGUUCAGUAUCCCGGCGUUGGAGGUACCGGCGGCGGUGUAGGGUACCAGAGUCGUGGUUUUUGGCAUUGAAUCCAGGCUAUGGACGAAACAUGGGACGAGGU